AUGGAGCGCCUGAGGCUCAAUCCCGGGGCAAAGGAGUUUGUACCUCCUGGCAACGGCUUCCAGGUGUCCUGGCAGAGCUAUUCUUUCCAGAAACAGGAUGUGUCUGCUCCUGGCAGCCUACACACCUUUCAGCGCCAGUCACGGCCCAGGAGGAAGGCUGCGCUGCAGAAGCAGUUUGGGGGCAAUGUCACAGAGGCAGCACUGGCUGAUGUGUUCAAGCACUCUGGGAAGAUCGUGGACUGCCGCGUCUGCGGGGACCCAAACUCUGCCAUGCGCUUUGCCUUCAUUGAGUUUGCAGAUGAAGAGGCUAUUCAGCGGGCCAUCAAGCUCAAUGGCACCAUGCUGGGCAAGUUUCCGAUCCGAGUGAUGCCCUCCAAGACUGCCAUUGUCCCAGUCAACAACAGCUUCCUGCCGCGCACACAAGAGGAGCUUGAACGCUGCGCCCGUACUGUGUACAUUGCCAACAUUGACAAGAAGGUGGACCGGGAAGAAGUGAGGGUGUUCUUCCAGACGUUGUGUGGUCCUGUCACCAAGAUCCGUCUGCUAUCUGACUACAAUCACGUCAGCAGCAUUGCUUUUGUGGAGUUCGCAGAUUUCAAGAGUGCACGGAAAGCCCUGGACUGCAGUGGAGCACUCCUGGGCUCACUGCCAAUCAGGGUGACACCCUCGAAAGCUCCUGUGCGAGACGAGUACUGA
Messenger RNA from Coccomyxa subellipsoidea C-169, 696 nucleotides. RefSeq lists its product as hypothetical. NCBI's taxonomy places the organism in Eukaryota, Viridiplantae, Chlorophyta, Trebouxiophyceae, Coccomyxaceae. Gene Ontology annotation, molecular function: RNA binding. Bases 1 to 696 code for a protein of 231 amino acids. The record is from RefSeq and is a predicted model, not a curated record. The transcript is spliced from 6 exons.